Antrostomus carolinensis (chuck-will's-widow) is the source of this 3022-nucleotide messenger RNA. RefSeq names its product leucine rich repeat containing 8 VRAC subunit D (gene LRRC8D). The transcript is spliced from 2 exons. The record is from RefSeq and is a predicted model, not a curated record. The coding region runs from base 137 to 2707 and encodes 856 amino acids. Lineage: Eukaryota; Metazoa; Chordata; Aves; Caprimulgiformes; Caprimulgidae. Gene Ontology annotation, cellular component: cytoplasm. Gene Ontology annotation, molecular function: protein binding.
UCUGUGGCACUUGUCAAAAUGAGAAAGUGACCAUCAGCGCCUAGCUUGGUAUUCCCGUCACCAGAGCCUCCUGGAGCCAGUGCUCAGCCCAGCUGAAGCCGGAGGAGGAAGGAGGAGAAGCGCAGCCUGAUCAGGAAUGUUUACCCUUGCAGAAGUUGCAUCGCUCAAUGACAUCCAGCCAACUUACCGUAUCUUGAAACCAUGGUGGGAUGUAUUUAUGGAUUAUCUAGCUGUUGUUAUGUUAAUGGUUGCCAUUUUUGCUGGAACCAUGCAGCUGACCAAAGACCAGGUGGUCUGCUUGCCAGUUUUGCAGUCUACUGUAAAUUCAAAAGCACAAGCCAGCACAUCAGGGAAGGCUGACUUUACCACUGUUGAAGCAACCACUGGUCAAGGAGAAGCGGCAUCAAUGCGAACGGUUUCCUUUGGAAGUGCCCCUGCUGUAACACCUGACAUACCUCUGAGCAGAGCUACCUCUUCUCAGUAUCAACCCACUGAAUCAGGCCAGGAGCCGAAGAAGGAGCAGAAAGAUUCUUCAGGCCGUAAAACAAAUUUGGAUUUUCAGCAAUACGUAUUUAUUAACCAGAUGUGCUAUCACUUGGCUCUUCCAUGGUAUUCAAAGUAUUUUCCCUAUCUUGUUCUCAUCCAUACUAUCAUUUUAAUAGUCAGUAGCAAUUUUUGGUUCAAGUAUCCCAAGACUUGCUCAAAAAUUGAGCAUUUUGUGUCUAUAUUAGGGAAGUGCUUUGAGUCCCCUUGGACUACAAAAGCAUUAUCUGAAACAGCAUGUGAGGACUCUGAGGAGAACAAGCAGAGGUUAACUGGUGCCUCGUCCUUGCCCAAGUAUGUUUCCACUAGCAGUGAUGAAGGAAGCCCAAGUGCCACCACUCCCAUGAUAACAAAAUCUGGCUUCAAAUUUUCAGCUGACAAGCCAAUGAUUGAGGUUCCCAGCGUCACUAUUUUAGAUAAGAAAGAUGGAGAACAAGCCAAAGCGCUGUUUGAGAAAGUCCGUAAGUUCCGAGCUCACGUAGAGGACAGUGAUCUGAUUUACAAGCUCUAUGUUGGCCAGACUGUCAUCAAGACUGUCAAGUUCAUAUUUAUUCUCUGUUAUACUGCAAACUUUGUGAACACCAUUAGUUUUGAACACAUCUGCAACCCGAAAGUGGAACACCUGAUUGGCUACACACAGUUUGAAUGUACACACAACAUGGCUUACAUGUUGAAGAAGCUGCUUAUCAGCUAUAUUUCCCUCAUUUGUGUCUAUGGUUUUAUCUGCCUCUACACACUUUUCUGGCUUUUCCGAAUACCUUUAAAAGAAUAUUCCUUUGAAAAGGUCAGAGAAGAGAGUAGCUUCAGUGAUAUCCCUGAUGUCAAAAAUGAUUUUGCAUUUCUGUUGCAUAUGGUAGAUCAGUAUGACCAGCUGUAUUCUAAGCGAUUUGGUGUCUUUUUGUCAGAGGUAAGUGAGAACAAACUGCGGGAAAUUAGUUUAAACCAUGAAUGGACUUUUGAAAAGCUGCGGCAACAUGUUUCCCGCAAUGCCCAGGACAAGCAAGAGUUGCAUCUCUUCAUGCUGUCGGGGGUCCCCGAUGCAGUGUUUGAUCUGACGGAUCUGGAUGUGUUGAAACUGGAGCUGAUUCCUGAAGCAAAAAUCCCAGCGAAAAUUUCCCAGAUGACAAAUCUUCAGGAGCUUCAUCUGUGCCACUGCCCUGCGAAGGUCGAGCAAACUGCCUUCAGCUUCCUCCGGGACCACUUGAGAUGCCUUCAUGUGAAAUUCACAGAUGUUGCAGAAAUUCCAGCGUGGGUGUAUUUGCUCAAAAACCUCCGUGAAUUGUACUUGAUAGGCAACUUGAACUCUGAAAACAAUAAAAUGAUAGGGCUUGAAUCUCUCCGAGAGUUGAGACACCUUAAAAUUCUCCAUGUGAAGAGCAAUUUGACCAAAAUUCCCCCCAAUAUCACAGAUGUGGCACCACAUCUGACAAAACUAGUCAUUCAUAAUGACGGCACUAAGCUUGUGGUACUCAAUAGCCUUAAGAAAAUGACUAAUGUUGCAGAGUUAGAACUGCAGAGCUGUGAACUGGAGAGAAUUCCCCAUGCCAUCUUCAGCCUCUCUAACUUACAGGAACUGGAUUUAAAGUCAAAUAGCAUACGCACAAUUGAAGAAAUCAUCAGUUUCCAGCACUUAAAAAGAUUGACUUGUUUAAAGCUGUGGCACAAUAAAAUAGUCAACAUUCCUUCCUCCAUUACCCACAUAAAGAAUUUGGAGUCUCUUUAUCUCUCCAAUAACAAACUCGAAUCCUUACCAGCUGCAGUGUUCAGUUUACAGAAACUUAGGUGUUUAGAUGUAAGCUACAACUCAAUCUUAUUGAUUCCAGUGGAAAUAGGUUUGCUUCAAAAUCUGCAGCAUUUUCACAUCACAGGAAACAAAAUCGACGUUUUGCCAAAACAGUUGUUUAAAUGCGUUAAAUUGAGGACUUUGAGUCUGGGACAAAACUGUAUUACCUCAAUCCCAGAUAAAAUUAGUCAACUGGUGCAGCUGACUCAUCUGGAACUGAAGGGAAACUGCUUGGACCGUCUGCCAGCCACGCUCGGGCAGUGUCAGCUUCUCAGGAAAAGCGGGCUCGUGGUGGAAGAUCACCUCUUUGACGCUUUGCCCUCAGAAGUUAAAGAGGUGUUGAACCAAGACACAAGCAUUCCUUUUGCUAACGGGAUUUAGGCUGAGGUGAACUGUUCUGCUAGCUGACUUCCAAACAGCAAAUGCUAAAAAGUAUGGCAAUUGUGAGACCAUGCGUUUUAGAAACCAGAAUUCCUUGGAAGGCAGGACUACUAGCAGGAUUAGUAAGAGGUGUAACCGAGUGUUCAAUGUUUGCAGUGUUUUAAAAGAUUAAUUCCAAAAUUUUUGAGAGGAUAAAGAACCUUAACAAUCUCAAUUCUUUUUUUCCUUGAAUUGUUUGUAACUUGGAUGCUGCCGCUUUUGAAUGUUUACAAAUUUGCUUGCCUGCUUAAAGUAAAUGAUUAAAUUGAUGACCUU